Saccostrea cuccullata (small rock oyster) is the source of this 732-nucleotide messenger RNA. Its product is annotated as ficolin-1-like. The record is from RefSeq and is a predicted model, not a curated record. Bases 1 to 732 code for a protein of 243 amino acids. NCBI's taxonomy places the organism in Eukaryota, Metazoa, Mollusca, Bivalvia, Ostreida, Ostreidae. The transcript has 6 exons.
AUGGAAGAAAAUACCUUGCACAAGAAGGACAUUUGCAAUGACGCUCACCUGAACUGUGGGAUUCUGAACGUGCAGAAUACUUCGUUAAAUGUCAAGGACUGGGAUGGAAUAGGAAUCUUUCAACAAUUUCAGAUCACUGAUUCCGAGCUUCAGCGAGGAUCCGGAAGGUUUUUGUGUCUUGAGAAUGGGACGUGGAAAUCGGACCUUAUUUGUCUAGAUUUACCUAGAGAUUGUGAAAGCCUCGUUGAACAUGGUUAUACCAAUUCCGGCGUGUAUGAGAUUUACCCCUUUGGAUCCCGAGCCCGACCUGCCAAAGUUUUCUGUGAUAUGAACAUAAUGGAAGGGGGAUGGACGGCUAUCCAAAAACGUGAAAAAGGAUCUGUGAGCUUUGAGAGAACAUGGGACGAAUAUAAAAAUGGAUUCAGUGACCCGGGACUUCAUUUCAUGAUUGGAAAUGACGUUAUCCAUCAGUUAACAAAGGGAAAGAACUCCCAUCUCUACAUUUCCAUCACUCUGGUUAAUGGUAGCAAACUAUACGAGUUGUAUGAACAGUUCUCAGUCUCAAAUGAAGCAGAUUACUAUCAACUCUUACUGGCGGCGAAGGCCUCAGGAACAUUAGGUGACAGUAUGAUGCACACGGGCCAUUCUACCUGGGAUCUGUCUGGGAUGAAAUUCUCGACGUAUGACAGAGAUCGAGAAUUUGUGGACCGAAAACUGUGCUGCUUAUUAUAA